Danaus plexippus (monarch butterfly) is the source of this 2495-nucleotide messenger RNA. Its product is annotated as ubiquitin carboxyl-terminal hydrolase MINDY-3 homolog. The record is from RefSeq and is a predicted model, not a curated record. The coding region runs from base 167 to 1537 and encodes 456 amino acids. Gene Ontology annotation, biological process: protein K48-linked deubiquitination. The transcript has 2 exons. NCBI's taxonomy places the organism in Eukaryota, Metazoa, Arthropoda, Insecta, Lepidoptera, Nymphalidae. Gene Ontology annotation, molecular function: cysteine-type deubiquitinase activity; K48-linked deubiquitinase activity.
UUUUCUUUUCUUUUUCUAUAUGAAAAGUUUUAAAACUCAGAUUUAUGCAUGAUUUAUAAUGUAAUUGACGGUGAUACAUAUAGUAAAAUUAUAUUUUGAACGGAAUAAAUAAGUUUCUAAUGUUAAUAGUUACUAUGACCUUCGCUUUUCUAGUGGCGUAGACUACAUGCAAAUGCCGAACAGUUCAAACGAAAACGAAACAAGUGGCUCGAGUUUAACAUUACAAAAUAGAGAUAACAUGAGCGCUGGCACUGUAUCCUUGGAGCGUGAGCUGGCUAGCACAAGACGACUCCUCUGGGGCGAUCACGUGAAAGAAGACGUAUUCCGACGCUGGGCACAAGGGUUUCACUUCAGUCCCGACGAGCCGAGUGCUCUAAUCCAGCAAGAGGGAGGGCCUUGCGCUGCCAUCGCCCCCGUACAAGGAUUUCUUCUUAAGAUUUUACUUUCAGAAACAGUAGGUCACAGUCUUCAAGACUUAACAACAGAGAAGUGCAAUUCUGUGCUUGUUAGGGCUGUGUGUUUGAUUUUAGGUCAGUGUCUAGCUACUAAGUACAAUGUUGCUGUAUAUCGCAAGAACGAUACAGAAGGACAAACAAGUUCCGGCCUUAAUGUUAGUGCUGAAGAACUGUCUUGUGACGCUAUUGACCACUUUCAUAGACGGAUCGAGGUGCACACAUUUAAAGCAAUAACUGAGGUGGAAGCAUUCUAUACCCGGAAUAUUCGGAUCUUGAAAGACAAGUAUGGAGUUUUAUUACUGUUAUAUAGUGUCAUCCUUAGCAAGGGUGUAGAAGCUGUGGAGAUGGAACUUUCAGAACUCUCUGACCCUCUCAUACAUUCUACAUAUGGAUAUGGUUCACAAGGGCUAAUCAACCUAAUGCUUACCGGUAGAGCCGUAGCACAUGUGUGGGAUCAUGAACAGGUAGUUGGAGGAUUGCGUCUGAGGGGUAUUGAGAAUCAGAAUGACAUUGGCUUUCUGACCAUAAUGGAGCACAUGCAAUAUUGUACAGUUGGCUCAUUUUAUAAAAAUCCUAAACAUCCUGUGUGGGUGCUGGCUUCUGAAACUCAUCUGACAGUUCUUUUCUCCUUUGAAAGGAGACUCGCGGCUCCAGAGACAGCCGGGGAGUCUGCUGAGCGUAUUUUUAGAUCUUUUGAUCCUGAAGGAAAUAAUUUUAUACCAUCAGCAGCCCUUCAAGAUGUACUCUGCGCAGCAGACUUGGUUAGUGAACCGGAAUAUGUGGAAUUGAUGAGACGAAAACUAGAUUCUGAAAAUUUAGGUAUUAUUUUAUUGAGUGCUUUUAUGGAUGAGUUCUUUCCGGGAUCAGAAAGAGGCGCACCCGAUACCUUCACUCUACACCAUUACAAUGGGUUGUCCCGUAGUAACCCAGGAGGACGGGUGGUGUACCGCACAGGCCGGGCGGCGCUGCUGGAAUGUCCAAUGAGAGCAGCGACCACAGACCCCAUGCUGACCUGUCUACAGACUAAGUGGCCCAGUAUCGAUGUGGUGUGGGAUGACGGACAAUCACCCUCUCUUAACUGACACAACUACUGUGACUGGAACUAAAACUGUGAAAAAGUGAGGAGAGGUUACACAAUAUGUAUCUUAAAGUUGAAAUAUGUUGCAAAAAAUUCCAUUACUGUAUUAAUUUAUCUAUAGACCUUGUAUCUAUUAAUUUUAUGGCCUCCUUAAUGAAGACGUAUUUGGCAUCAGCAUCAUGACCCGCUAUUUUCCAUAUAUUUGAUAUUGUUUCAGCUUCUCUGAAAGUUAGGCUAGUGCUGUGGCAUUGCGAGGAUGCCUCGGAAUGUUUCAAUGUAUUUAAUUUUAUGGUUUAUAUUGUGUGAGGCUGACGUCAGAGGUACAUAACAUUUGUAUUUAUUGGUGAUUUGAUCCAAAUUGUUUAAAGUAUGAAUAUACUAUGGGUUUUAAUGUAUUAUUAAACAAUUGUUUGACUCUGUGAUACAAUAUUUCUAAUGGUCACUAUAAUGCUGCAGCUAGACUGACAAUUGAUUAUCUAAAAUGCUAAGAUCCAGAGAGUGCUUCCUGUGUAUGACCUAUGUUACUGACCAUAGACAAGUCACAAUGUGCAUUAGAAAUUUAUACGUACAUAAAUAUUUUUACAAAAAUGACUUAUGUGUAUGCAGACUUUCAUUGUGUUCCAUUUUUGAAACCAGUUCAGACUUUGCUUACAUUGAAAACUUGUACAUACAUAACAUUUAAAUACCCUCAAAUUGAUUUUACAUAUAAAAGACUAUGUGGAACAUUAAACAUGUACAGUACAUAAUGUACUUGCCGGAGAGCUACCAUUUGAAAGAUAUGGAAUGUACACAAGCUACAGAUUUUGUACCCUGUAAUAUUAUUUUUAUAUUUCUUCUAUUUUUUGGUAGAAUUAUAUUUUGUCUGAUAUGUAAGAUAGCUGUACACAUGAGAAACAAAAGGUUAUAUUUAAAGGUGAUUUUCAGUUAGUCAUGAUGAAUAGUAGAACAUGCUUUUAAUUACA